UGCCCCUCCCCCUCCUACCCUCUCCCUCCCCGCCGCCACCCGCCCCUCGCCACCGCACCGCCAUCCCCCAGCCCGCGUUUCCCCCACCUGCACCCCACAACGCACCACCGCAGCUGCGGCGCCCGCCGGAAGCACACGGAACCCGCCGCUGUUUGUGACCCUCGACCGCGCGCCCAACAACAUUACCUCAAUCCUUUGGCCCUGGCCCUCUAUUAUAUCUUCCACCAUCGUACACACACCCUCUGUCCUGCCCUUCUUACUGCCUCCACCAGGCCUAUACCCGCAUCCCUCUUCCUCUCGCCUCCCUCUAUCCCCCCAUCUCUCCGGCCGCGCGAUCACGCAACCAAACACGAUCGAAUCACGCGCCUCCACCGCGGCGAGACCCGCCAGCUCAUAUUCGCGUCCCCCGUGAUCAUUCCUUUUGUUGACCACCUGGGACGAGCACUAGAAGGAGUGCCCCGGCAAGGCUGCUUUGACGUGCAAUAAGAGGCACGUUAAAGGCAUCAGCAAACGAGUAUGACUGUCACGCAGAGGAAGCCGAGGGUGGAUAAUGCCCAAAACGAUAGCCGACCUAUUAUCGAGCCAGGUAUCAAGUAUACGUGUGAUUUCUGCCAUGUGGAUAUCACUCAUACCGUACGCAUAAAAUGUGCUAUGAAGCAAUGCGAGGAGGUCGAUCUCUGUCCAACUUGCUUUUGCGAGGGUAAAGAAGGCUUGCAACACAAGGCAUGGCAUGAUUAUAUGGUUGUCGAACAAAACUCUCAACCGAUAUUCACCCCAGAUUGGGGAGCCGACGAAGAGUUACUGUUAAUAUCUGGCCUCAUUCAAAAUGGUCUGGGUAACUGGGCUGAAGUAGCGCAACAUGUUGGGACAAGAACUAAAGAGGAAUGCGAACAACAUUACCUUCAAGUUUACCUGGGUGUGGGCGAACACGGAGAGGACCUGAGGGUGAAAGAGAAGGAAGCAGACGAGAAGGUGGAUGAGUCCAAGAGACGUAGAAGAGAAUUCAUGCCUCCUAUGGACAGGAGCUUCCCUUAUGAUCCCGAUGAGUUCCAGCAACGUAAGAAAGCUCGGAUAGAGGAACUUCGUAAACCGCAAGCUUUACCUCCGUCCAACGCUGCCCCGCCAGUCUCGGCACCCACAAACCACGAAAUCGGUGGUUUCAUGCCGGCUCGUCUCGAAUUCGAGCACGAAGUAGACAAUGAUGCCGAAAUGGCUGUAAAGGAUAUGGAAUUUGGACUUGUAAUGCAGUACGGUGGCGAUGAACAACCACAGGCAAAGAUCACUCGUCCUCCAGAUGAAGAAGAGGAAGAAGACGAAGAAGGAGGAGGAGAAGAUGAAAAGGGCGUGGAAAAAAAGGGAAAAGUGAAAAAGGAAAAGCAAAAGGAAGAUGAAAAGGAAGACAAGCCAGUGUCCCCUGCGAUCGAAGAUCCCGAUGAACUUGAGGUGAAGCUUGCGAUGAUGGACAUUUAUUUCUCAAAGUUGGACAAGAGGGAGGAUGCCAAGGAGAUUAUAUUUGAUAGGGGAUUAACAGAGUACCGGGCUAUACAAGCGCAAGAUAAGAAACUUACCAAGGAGGAGAGAGAGUUGGUACAACGUUAUAAACCAUUUGCAAAAUUACAGACUGCCGAAGACUUUGAAGUUCUUGUGGAAGGUUUGAUCUACGAACAAACUCUUCGAAGACGUAUAGCGGAACUCCAGGAAUACCGUCGCAUGGGAAUAACGACAGCGGCUGAAGCGGAUGUCUAUGAUAAUGUCAAGAAUACACGCUCAAUGGAAUUCCCCACACAAAAGCCAGCAGAAGUCUUACCGUCUGGUGCGAGAAUCAACGCCGGCCAGCACCGGUUCCUACACGGUACGAUGGCUACGCCUCUUCCAGAUGCAAAAACUCGAGAGCCUACGCCCAGAGCCAUCCCUGCAGUUGGACGCAAACCUCCUCAACCACUCAACCUUGCCAAUUCGGCCUCUCUCGAUCUCCUUUCAUCCGAAGAACAAUCACUCUGCUCUACCCUCCGCGUUUUGCCCAAACCUUAUCUCACUAUCAAGGAGCUCUAUAUACGUGAGAAUGAACGCCGUCAAGGUCUGCUGAGGCGGCGAGACGCGAGAAAGAUGUUGAAUAUCGAUGUCAACAAGAGUGGGAGAAUAUUCGACUUUCUGGUCCAGAGCGGGAUGCUGGUGUUGGCUUAUGAACCGCAAGGGAAAGGGAAGGCUAGUCUGCAGGCAGCCGCUGCCGCCGUCGCGCAUGGAGCCGCAAACGGUAUGACGACUAUGGACGGACAAUCACAAGGGAAGGACAUGUUGAUGGAAAGGGUGAAUGGGCUGGGGAUGACGAACGGGUUGAAUAAGCCCAUAACGCACGAGAUUAGGCUCAAUGGAUGAGCAAAUUUUCAGCCACUAUUCAAAAAGUUUAUACAUGUGUAAGAAGAAGCAAGGAGUACAAAACGAUAUAUUCAUCGAAGCUCGUCAGAAGUAUCAAAACAAGCAGUUAGCGCUUUGGUUCUUGGGUUGUAAAAAGUAUGCAUAGAUGCU
Molecule: messenger RNA, 2526 nt
Organism: Cryptococcus deneoformans JEC21
Lineage: Eukaryota; Fungi; Basidiomycota; Tremellomycetes; Tremellales; Cryptococcaceae
Product: transcription coactivator, putative
Exons: 10
Coding region: 517-2376 (619 amino acids)
Biological process (GO): chromatin remodeling; regulation of transcription by RNA polymerase II
Cellular component (GO): SAGA-type complex; nucleus
Molecular function (GO): chromatin binding; zinc ion binding; transcription coactivator activity
Source: RefSeq, a predicted model, not a curated record